AAUCGUCAUUGAUUACGAAUAAAUCCGAAAUUCGCCGAGAUGGUCUGAAUUUCAAGGACGUUAACUCUAGAUAAAAUUGGGAAAUCUGUCGGUAUCUUUUAAUAGAAAUGCCACGACAUGAUUUUGUUCACAAGAAUUACGGCAACAUGGGCAGUGAAUUUAUCAUACACCACAGAACAGUCCAAGUGGGACGACUCAUUGUCAUGUUUGUACUGUCUGUGUUUUUCGCCUCACUUGUCAAACUACAUUUAAAAGAAAUGAAAAUUUUGUGGUCAAUUUCUGGAUUUCUUGCUUUUAUGCUGAUUUACAGAUUAUAUAACAAAGUGAAACGAGAAAGUUUUCUAGUCCUGCCUUCUUUGGGUAUCCAGGUGAAAACCGAAUACCUGUUCGGCCACUGUGAUGCAGAGUUUAUAGAUAUUUUACAUGUGAAGGAUGUUAUUAUUAAUGAAGCCAUUACUAUGCAAAGAGUGAUUUGUUAUUUGGCUGUCCUGCUCAAAGAAGAUAACUGUGAUAAUCUCAAGGCAAUAUAUCCACUUUUUACACACUCAUGGCCAAGUCUGUCAGUGAUACAGCCAAUUUACCAAAUCACACAGAAGAAGCUGUUUGCAGAACACCUAAAAUCAAGAUGACGGCAGCCUAAACUUAUUAUUCGUGUAUAGAUCUGUUUAAAACAUAUACACAUGUAUUUUAAAAUUCUUUCAGAUAUACCUCAUUCUGCAAAGAUAUAUAAUGUAUUCAUUGUUUGUCAUUGUAAACAUCAUAUUGUAACAAUCAUUGACACCCAUUCCAUGGGCUUGACGACAACACUGUGUCAAUAUUUAUAAUCUACCCACUGCAAAAAACAAAUGUAAGUCUUAGUGCUAAAAAGAUGUUUUGACUCGUUUGUAAUGGUAUUUUAUUUAUUGGUAGUUCUCUGUAGUUGGCAGUUUUGGUAGCAAUUUAUACCAGACUUUAAAGCUGUCUUCAUUUUGCUUUUUAACUUCUGCAAUAAGAAUCUUGUAUGCUGAGACAAUCAAUACCUUGCAAGUAAAAGAUGGUGCUACGUGUAUAUUUUUACCACAUAUUGAUGUGUAUUAACACAUUUUUAAAAGUCCCAUGAUACAAUCCCAGGACUUGAAAUAGAGGCCUGCGAAAAGUAGUAAAUGUUUUAGACCUAGCAGUCAAAAUAAAAUUCAUCUACUAAAAUUACCAAAACAUCACAAGUCGUUUUUCAAGAGACAGAUGUAUGUACGAUCAUCUCAUCUUGAUGCUGAGCUCAUGAUUCUGUUAUAUUUUAAUUUUAUAAUGCUCUAAAAUACAUCUCAGAGGUCCAGAUUCUCCACACACUGUCCCAUUCCCUUCACUCACCAUUUCUGUGUUUAUUUCUAGCAGGUCAUAUUUUUACUUGGCAUGCCAUAUUUCUUUUGGCCUGGUAUGUUAAAAAAUAACAGCAAGCCAUGUUUUAUUUCCUAUUUUGAGCCCUGCAAUCCUGGGAAGAAGGUUCAGCUACUAAAUGGAAGAAGCCAAAAAAUGAUGAUACGUAACACUGAAGAUACAUUCUUACAAUUGUUUCAAAAGCUUAUGUAUUUUAACUCAUAUAGCCAAAAUCAAAUAGUACACCAGUGUAAUAUUAAGCUGCCCAGAUGUUUGGAUUUGUUAUGUAUCAGAAGGUAGUAAGAUUAAGAAACAAAUUUGCCCAAUGAUGGAGCAGGAUGUGAAUCAUUGGUAGAGUUUUUACCUGGGCACAGUGUGAUGAGUCAUAGGAUUGAUCUCUUUCGAUGCACCUGGGUUGUUUUUCCAUUCCAUCCAGCGUCCCACCAAGUGGUACAUCCCAGAGCUAGCUCUGUCACUUGCCAAAUGGUGAAAUAAUUUCAUAAAAUAAUGGAUAUUUCUGCAGUUUUUGAAGUUAUAUAGAUACUUUGGCAAAAUUUUCUCUACUGACCCAGAGCUAGCCCUGCAUCCAAUUCCAUGGUGUGUACUAUCUUGUCUAAGUUCCAGUGUCCCAAAUCAGUUGUUGUUGCCAAUAAUGUUAACGUUUACUAAUAAAACUGAUAUAAGCAGCGUAUCCCAGGUAGUACACCGAUGAAAAGAUGGGUACCUCACAUUUAAUCUACCUACAGAGUCGCAUAUACCAUUUGAGAGAUUUGAUGAAUGUAUUUAUUAAUAACUCUCAGUUUUGCUGAAAAUCACAGUUAAAUUUUUAGGGAUAUCCUGCACUGGUUUCAGCCUAUUGUGUGUACUGCAUAACAACUGAAAUAAAAGAAAUAAAAGUUAACUUUUUUAUUGGCAAUGGAUAAUAGUAUUUGCACAUAAUUAAUGUCACACACUACCAAUCCAAGCCGUAGCUGUUUUUACUUCAUAUUUAUAUUUGACACAGAACUUUCUUCUUUGGUACAAUGUCUGUGGGAAAUUGUAUAUAAAAAGUCCCUUGCUGCCAGAAUUACUUACUUGUGCUAAAUUGUGAAAAAAAUGCAUGCACAAAGAAUAAAAGACUGCAAUAUGUAAUACUGUAUUUGUUUCAAAUAGCCUCUGCCAUAAGAGUCUGAGGAAUUCACAGUCUGGGUACAUGGAAAGUCACAAAACUACCUCCGUUUUUAUCUCUGCCAUAAGUCCCAGAGGAAUACCGAAAGUCACAAAACUACCUCUGUAUUUUUUUUCUAACUUAUUUUGCUGCUUGGUCACAUUCUGACAUUCAGUUGCAGUUUGCAUCAUGGUGAUGAUAAUUAAUGAAAGUAGGAGGCUGCUUGUGAAACAGAGGGGUCUAUAUCUAUUGAGUAUAUUGAGUGGUACAAAUGCAAGCAUGCAAUCUAGACGCUUGUGGUGAGUGCAGUAGCUACCACAAAUCACCACGUAUAUCUACUAAUAAAUAUACUGCAUCAGUUCCUACCAGCUAAACUCUUACAACUCUUGUUGUUAUAAUUUCUGUUGUCUUUAUCAGCAUUUAUAUUUGGAUCUGUUCAGCAGUCUUAUGAUCCAGGGGUGCAGAAAGUACUCGCAGGCUGAUUUUUGCUCAAAUUUGGAUGACAAUGUUUAUUCAUAUUUACAAUAUUUUUAUCAAACAGCUAUAUAGGGUUCUAACCGAUUCACCAUACAUUUUUACAUGGAUUACAUCUAAUAUUGUGAGUAGAAUUAUGGAAAUACAUGGUGAAAAGUUUUCAGGCCAGGUCAUUUUGACCGAAUGUCUCCCAUCAUUUUUGCACGAAUAUGAAGAUUUGAUUCCGCAGCCUCCUAUCUUGUAUGCUUAUGGACAACAUGUGCAUUAUUCUUUUUAGUAGAAAAAGACCAUUCAAUAUUGCAAUAAUUAAAUUCAUAAAUAGCCAAUAGGUUAUUCCCCGUAUCCCUCCCACCAUAUUCCAUCCUAGAGACCAUAUUGCAUUAUCAUAGUUGCUGCAUAAAAUAUAUUGAUCUUUCAUAUGUAUUAUAAUUAUUUAAAGCAAAGAAUAAAAGUAUUAUUGGAAAGGGAUGAGUAUUUAUCACUUCAUCUAGUCAUCUCUGAAUCGUGACUGACAAACUGAUGUUUAUUUUGUCAUAAAUCAAAUUAAUAUAAUAAUUUUGUUAUUUUUUACCCAAAAAUAUAUAUACAUGUAUAAAAUGAUUUAGUAUAAUUGAUUUGAACACUAUCAAUUGUUUUAUUUGUAUAACAAUCACUAUAAUAAUUUGAAGUCUUUAUGUUAGCUCAAGAAAAUAAUUUGCAUUGUAUUAACUCUAUAUAUGAAUGUAACUACGCAGUAUGUUUUGUCUCGCACAAACUAUAAGUCUUGUAUCGAUGAAACUUGGUUUGUAGUUGCACCUAUGGAUGUUCAUCAUAGUGCAUCGAAAAGGUUUAUGGUAGGCAAGACAUUUCAUUCCAUAGAAUUCUUGUUUUUUAAUUUUAUAUUCUGAUUUUUAUUUUUAACAUUUUAUUCAAUAUUACACAUGAAUAAUUUUGCAAUGUCUGUCACUAUUACAAAUGACAAUAAUAUUGCCAAUGGAUUCAUAUCUAUAUACAUACAUUACAUACAGGAUAAUAAAUGAGUUUCCAAUUAUUGUCAAAUUUAUGAGCUUUAGAGGGUGACAAAUGAAACAAAUUUCAUGAGGGACAUAAAUUUUAUAAUAACAGGUACUGAGUAUGUUAUUCUGUUUAUUACCAUAGAAUAUUUUUCUCUC
This is a messenger RNA of Gigantopelta aegis, 4125 nucleotides long. RefSeq names its product phosphatidylinositol N-acetylglucosaminyltransferase subunit H-like. Lineage: Eukaryota; Metazoa; Mollusca; Gastropoda; Neomphalida; Peltospiridae. Gene Ontology annotation, cellular component: glycosylphosphatidylinositol-N-acetylglucosaminyltransferase (GPI-GnT) complex. The transcript is spliced from 6 exons. Gene Ontology annotation, biological process: GPI anchor biosynthetic process. The record is from RefSeq and is a predicted model, not a curated record. Bases 108 to 629 code for a protein of 173 amino acids.